Messenger RNA from Equus quagga, 2370 nucleotides. RefSeq names its product cadherin 9 (gene CDH9). The coding region runs from base 1 to 2370 and encodes 789 amino acids. The record is from RefSeq and is a predicted model, not a curated record. Gene Ontology annotation, biological process: calcium-dependent cell-cell adhesion; adherens junction organization; multicellular organism development. Gene Ontology annotation, molecular function: cadherin binding; calcium ion binding. Gene Ontology annotation, cellular component: adherens junction; plasma membrane; catenin complex. NCBI's taxonomy places the organism in Eukaryota, Metazoa, Chordata, Mammalia, Perissodactyla, Equidae. The transcript has 11 exons.
AUGGGGGCUUACCACUGCCUACCACUAUUCAUCUGGACCUGCGUGUUUCACACGGUUGAUUCCAUCCCAUUACAAGAAAAAGUUAGUGGUGAUUUUCCAAACAAAAGGAUAGUGGGUCUGACAAAAGACGAUGGUAAAAUGCUGCAUCGUACCAAGCGUGGCUGGAUGUGGAACCAGUUCUUCUUGUUGGAGGAGUACACAGGUACAGACACACAAUAUGUAGGCAAGCUUCACACUGACCAAGACAAAGGAGAUGGAAAUUUAAAAUACAUAUUGACAGGAGAUGGGGCCGGCAGUCUGUUUGUUAUAGAUGAAAACACAGGAGAUAUUCAUGCUGCAAAGAAAUUAGACAGAGAAGAAAAAUCCCUGUACAUUCUUCGUGCCAAGGCAAUAGACAGAAAGACCGGGCGGCAGGUGGAACCCGAAUCUGAAUUUAUCAUUAAAAUUCAUGAUAUCAAUGACAAUGAACCAAAAUUCACAAAAGAGUUAUACACUGCCAGUGUUCCUGAAAUGUCUGGAGUCGGUACGUCCGUUAUACAAGUGACUGCAACAGAUGCGGAUGAUGCCAACUAUGGAAAUAGUGCCAAAGUAGUCUAUAGCAUAUUGCAAGGGCAGCCAUAUUUUUCAGUGGACCCGGAAUCAGGCAUAAUAAAAACUGCAUUACCAGACAUGAGCAGAGAAAAUAGAGAACAGUACCAAGUGGUUAUACAAGCCAAGGACAUGGGCGGCCAGAUGGGAGGCCUUUCUGGAACCACCACAGUGAACAUCACUCUGACGGAUGUCAACAACAAUCCUCCUCGAUUUCCCCAGAGUACGUAUCAAUUUAAUUCCCCUGAGUCUGUACCUCUUGGAACCCAUCUUGGAAGGAUAAAAGCCAAUGACCCUGACCUGGGGGAAAAUGCUGAGAUAGACUACAGCAUUGCCGAAGGAGACGGAGCGGACGUGUUCGAUGUCAUCACUGACAAGGAUACACAGGAAGGGAUUAUAACUGUCAAACAGAAUUUAGAUUUUGAAAACAAAAUGCUGUACACUUUAAGAGUGGACGCAAGUAACACUCAUCCUGAUCCACGAUUCCUACACCUGGGACCUUUCAAAGACACAGCUGUGGUCAAAAUAUCCGUGGAAGAUAUAGAUGAGCCUCCCGUGUUCAGUAAAAUUUCUUACUUGAUAGAAGUGGAUGAAGAUGUAAAGGAGGGCAGCAUCAUAGGACAGGUUACAGCCUACGACCCGGACGCCAUGAGCAAUUUAAUAAAAUACUCUGUUGAUCGGCAUACUGAUAUGGACAGGAUUUUUAGUAUCCACUCCGAAAAUGGCUCUAUUUUCACUUUGAAGACCCUUGACCGGGAAUCAUCUCCUUGGCACAACAUCACCAUUACAGCCACAGAAAUAAAUAACUCAAAACAAAGUAGCCAGGUCCCUGUCUUCAUCAGAAUUCUGGAUAUCAAUGACCAUGCUCCAGAAUUUGCCAUGUACUAUGAAACAUUUGUUUGUGAAAAUGCAAAAGCUGGUCAGUUGAUUCAGACUGUCAGUGUCAUGGACAAGGACGAUCCUCCCCGAGGCCACAAAUUCUUCUUUGAGCCAGUGCCAGAAUUUCCCCUCAACCCUAACUUCACCAUUGUAGACAAUAAAGAUAAUACAGCAGGAAUCAUGACUCGAAAAGACGGAUAUAGCCGCAACAAAAUGAGCACCUAUCUACUGCCCAUUUUAAUCUUUGACAACGAUUAUCCAAUUCAAAGCAGCACCGGCACGCUCACUAUUCGUGUGUGUGCCUGCGACAGUGAGGGAAACAUGCAGUCCUGCAGCGCAGAGGCCUUGGUCCUCACGGCUGGCCUGAGCACAGGAGCUCUCAUCGCCAUCCUCCUCUGUGUCAUCAUUCUUCUCGUUUUAGUUGUGCUGUUUGCUGCACUGAAGCGACAAAGGAAAAAGGAACCUCUGAUCAUUUCAAAAGACGAUGUCCGCGACAACAUCGUGACCUACAAUGAUGAAGGCGGUGGGGAAGAAGACACCCAAGCUUUUGACAUUGGCACAUUAAGGAAUCCAGAAGCAAGAGAAGACAGUAAACUUAGAAGGGAUGUAAUGCCUGAAACUAUUUUUCAGAUAAGGAGGACUGUGCCUCUGUGGGAAAAUAUUGAUGUACAAGAAUUUAUCCAUCGAAGAUUAAAAGAAAAUGACUCAGACCCAAGUGCACCUCCUUAUGAUUCACUGGCAACAUAUGCCUAUGAAGGGAAUGAUUCCAUAGCAGAUUCGCUCAGUUCUUUAGAAUCUCUCACAGCAGAUGGUAACCAAGAUUACGAUUACCUCAGCGACUGGGGGCCGCGUUUUAAAAAACUUGCUGAUAUGUAUGGGGGUGACGACAGUGACCGAGAUUAG